AUGUCAUCAAAACGAAAAGACAAAAUUAUUAAUGAAUUCAUUACUAUAGCAGAAUGCUCACGUGAAUUAGCAACAGAAUAUUUGGAAUGUGUACAAUGGAAUGAGGAGGUAAGUCUGGAAGCUCAUCGCAGUGAAAAAUAUACACGUGUUACACUUGCGUUCAGGCUUUUUGCUGGUACCGGUCAUGUUGUUGAUUUAUCAGGAUCGGGACUAGCUCCAUUCCAAUCAUCAUCUGCUUCGCAUACUAGUAAAACAGUAGAAACGCCAGAUGCAGUUGUUCUUGAGAAACUUGCUGAAAAUUUUUUAAAAACUUCACCGUCAUCGACAAGCAUUCGUCUUCGAUUGCCCGAUAUUUCAAUACCUGUACGAAUUCAACUUGAUCUUAAUCGAACUUUAAUUGAUGUUCGAAAAUUUCUCAAUGGAAAUGUUUCUUCACUUCAAACAAAUGCAUUCGAAUUUAUGGGACUACCGUUAACAAAAAUCAAACGUGAAGCUGAAAAAAGAAAAAUAUGUGAUAGAAAUAUAUCUACAUAA
Messenger RNA from Rotaria socialis, 534 nucleotides. Lineage: Eukaryota; Metazoa; Rotifera; Eurotatoria; Philodinida; Philodinidae. The record is from the annotation of a GenBank genome assembly.